Molecule: messenger RNA, 3509 nt
Organism: Linum trigynum
Lineage: Eukaryota; Viridiplantae; Streptophyta; Magnoliopsida; Malpighiales; Linaceae
Source: the annotation of a GenBank genome assembly
GCCGAACCACUCACAACACCAUUUGAAUCUCUAGCGGCGUUAGAAGAGGAAGAGAUCUUCAUAUAGGUCAUUGUAGCCCAGCAUGAUCCAGCCACCGCCAUCAUUGAUGCUUGUGAUGGAGUUGCAACCUUCCAGUUCCCACCAAGGCCGAAUGUGACAAGGACGACAAAGAGACUGUGGCCGCCACCUCCUUCACGAUGCCAUCCUUUGUUUCAAUAGAUCCAACUACAAACGAGAAGGUUCCGAGCGGGAAACUUCGGUUGGCAGAGCUCUCUACGGGUUCCAAGGUGUUGAAGCCACUCUCUGUUGAUUCUAUCGAGACAUUCGACUCUGAUUCAACGUGAUGAGGGCAUCAAAUGGUCAAUCACACGUGGUAAGGCCAAGGCGAUUAGAGACAAGUUCCCAAUGUAUUUGGGCUGUUAUUUUGCAAGCAUGGACGUGGAGCUAUUCAAGUACAAGCCCUUUAUGAUGUUACAAGCCGUGGAGAAAGAAGAGAGCCUUGAGGAGGAGGCAGAAUGUGAGAAGAAGGAGUAAAAGUGUUGUUUUUGUUCUUUUGAGCUUAAAACUCGGCCACAAAUUGUUAUUUGCUUUCAAAGUCGGUUUAUGAUGUUGUUUUUCUUGUUAUGGUCGGAUUAGGGUUGUUUGGAGCCUAUUUAAAGGGUUUAACUCGUUGGUUUGAGAGUUAGACUAUAUUAUCAAAUUUCAAAAAGUUUUUGCUUGUUCCCUUUGUGGAUUUUGCCCUAAAUACUCUAUUGAGGAUUCUGGAGUGUUAGAGCGACUCUUAUCAACUAGGUAUACACCCUAGUUGUGGAGAGCUACCCAUAUCAAUUGCGCUUAAUUCCAAGUUGAGAUUGUCGAUCGAUUCUUAUCGAUGGCCCCUUUUCACGAGUGAAUUCUGUUCGAUUGAUUUCCAUCCUAUCCUGGUUUUAUCUUUUGGUUCGAAUUGCUUGGGUUGUGUGAAUUUGAUUGUAUCAAGUGGUACCAGAGCCGGGUUAAAACUCAGUGGCAGAGUUGACGUGUUCUUGAAGGUUCUUGUUGGUGUUCUUGAGAUUCUUGGGCUGUUUGCUCGAGUUUUUGGGUUUUCAUGAGCUGCAAGGAUAUAGAAAGCAUUGCAAGCGAUUAAGGAUCAGUUGGAAGCAAUCACUCGGACUCAAACUGAUCAACCAACAUGAAUGUAGGCUGUUGAGGCUCGACUUCAACAACUACAAGCUCCCGUCGAUGAAAACCCUAACCCUAGGGAUUUCCAAGAGGAAGGAAGGGAAAGGGAGGAACGAGCACCUCCUCCCUUGUUCCAUGAAGUUCAGCGACGUCUUCGACAUCAUCGACGUGUGGGAAUGCCUCAAGUUGAGGCAAGAGGGUGGCAACAACAAAUCAAUGAUGAAGAGGAGGAGGAUUUUCGAGGAUCUUGGAGACGAUUACAAUAAAGAAGAGGAGGAUGAUCUUCGCAAUCUCAAGGUAACCAUUCCAUUGUACCGAGGUACGACAAACCCUGACGCCUAUAUAGAUCGGGAGCGAAAGAUGGAGUUGGUGUUUGAUUACCACAAUUACUCAGAUAAGAAAAAGGUGAUGUUGGCUGGCCUAGAAUUCUCGGAUUAUGCUUUAGUUUGGUGGGAUAAACUAUGAACGAGGAGGAGGAGAAAUAGACAACGUUUUAUUGAUACAUGGGACGAGAUGAAGGGCAUUAUGAGGGACCGGUUUGUUCCAAGUUCCCAUCAAAGAGAUAUGUAUCAGAAACUCCAACUUCUUCGGCAAGUUACGAAAAGUCUUGAAGAUUACCAUAAGGAGAUGUAAGUUUUGAUGAUACGGGCUGAUGUUAGAGAAGAUCGAGAGGCCACCAUCGUUUGAUUCUUGUAUGGUCUCAAUCGUGAGAUAAAAAACGUAGUUGAAAUCCAACCAUUCCUUGAACUUGAAGAUCUGGUCGCUAUGGCAAGCAAGGUGGAGAGGCAGCUACGUAUUAGAAGGUUUCAACCUUCUAUGAGUUCCCGACGACCAAACUAGGGUGUUGCUUCUAACCUUAAACUGCAAGUUCCUACUAGGGAGGCUCCCAAGCCUGCGACAAGGGUUGAGACUUGAAAGUGCAAAUUCUGGUGUGAAGCAAGGUGGAUCAUCCGGGGGAAUUCAUUGUUUCAAAUGUCACGGAAGAGGUCAUAUUGCGAGUCAUGCCCAAACAAGAAGACCCUAAUUCUACUCAACAAUGUGGAGUAUGUGUCUGAAGAGGAAGUAGAAGAGACCAGCGAUUCUGAAGUUUAAAAAGCUCUCGAGAUGGAAGCACCUCCAGGAAGUAUGUUGGUGGCGAGAAGGGAUCUGAUCGCACAACCUAAGGAGGAGCUAGAACAACGUGAGAAUUUUUUCCAUACUAAGUGUGUGGUUGAUGGGAAGCUACUCUCUAUGGUUAUCGACGAAGGAAGUUGCACUAACGUAGUAAGUUCAAUUGCGGUGUAGAAGCUAGUACUAACGACAUGAUGGAGUAACUAAUAAGUACAAGCUGGUACAUGGAGGUCAGAAGUGUGUGCUUAAACCACUCUCUUCGAAGGAAGUUGAUCACUUGAAUUUGUGCAUGUUAUUGUCAGUGGUUUUCACGUAUCAACAACCAAUGUAGUCAAAAUCUAGAUUUUAAGUAAAAUCGAAAACUGAAGUAGAAUCGAAAUCGUAGAUUAAAAUCGUAAAAUCGUAAGAUUUUAAGGUUCAUAUUAAAAUAAAUACUUAAAACACUAGAUAGUAAUAAAAAUGCAUAUCUUGAAUAACAAUCAAUUGAUAAAGCAUAAUUACUUCCCAAGAUAAGUUUGUUUGCUAAACAAACACAACUAAUCCAUAUAUUUUUCUUGUACAUAAUAGAAACACACAAAUAAGAAACCUAAAACAUUAUAGAUAUCACUGUUAAUUAAUUGUUAAGAGUAGAAAAUCACAUAAGAUCGUUAGGAUCAACAUUAACAUCACUUACACAUCAUCGUCAUCAUCCUCAACCUCACCCUCACUCUCAUCAUUUUUAUUUGUUUAAGGACUAAUAUCAUUACUCUUAUGAUCACUUGAAGUACCAUCAUCUGAAAAAGAUAACUCAUUGAUUGAUGCAUUCCCUUCUUAAUUGAUAAAAGGUCGGGUUAGUGGUGUUGAAGGAUUGGGAUAUGAACAAAAGCUUGCAAUGUAAUGGGGAUUUGGAUUAUUGUGAGGGUGGUGGGAACAAACUACAAGCUAAUUGGGAGGGUGGAAGAUAUCGUUGAUGGAAGGAGUUGGGCGCCGACGUGCGAAAGAGGAAGAUACGAGGAAGAGAAUGAAAAUAAAUUGAGAGUUAAUUAUCAGGUUGGGGUUGUGUUGUUCAUUAUGUUGGGUUGGGGGAAGUAAAUUUGACUCGGUUCAUGGGCAGAACCCAACUUGACCGGCCUAAUUUUGAUCCAAUUGAUAUGAACCUUGAAAUCGUACAAAAUCGUAGAAAUCGUAGAUUUUAUGGAUUUUAGAGUUUUAAAUCGGGAUUUUAAGGUUCAAAGAUUUUACAGUAAAAUUAGGAUCGGAAC